Calypte anna (Anna's hummingbird) is the source of this 6707-nucleotide messenger RNA. RefSeq names its product trafficking protein particle complex 9 (gene TRAPPC9). NCBI's taxonomy places the organism in Eukaryota, Metazoa, Chordata, Aves, Apodiformes, Trochilidae. Gene Ontology annotation, cellular component: trans-Golgi network. Bases 181 to 3627 code for a protein of 1148 amino acids. The record is from RefSeq and is a predicted model, not a curated record. The transcript has 24 exons.
UCCCCCCUCCCCCCGUCCCGCAGCGGCUCCCCUGGGCCUCUCGUCGCGCUGACUCCCUCAGCCCCUUCUCCUUGCGGGGUGUGUUGUGGAGACAGACUGGAGAGCCUGCGUCUGAAAGGACCUCUCAGGUGGUGCUUUGGCAAGCAUUUCCUCCGUGGCUGUGCCUGCCACUGACGCAAAAUGAGUGUUCCCGACUACAUGCAGUGUGCUGAGGACCAUCAGACUCUCCUGGUGGUGGUUCAGCCGAUUGGCAUUGUACCUGAGGAGAGCUUCUUCAGAAUCUACAAGCGAAUUUCAGCAGUCAGCCAGGUGAACGUGCGCGACUCUCAGCGUGUGCUGUACAUCCGCUACCGGCACCAUUACCCCCCAGAGAACAACGAGUGGGGGGAUUUUCAGACACACCGCAAAGUUGUGGGGCUGAUAACCAUCACUGACUGUUCUUCUGCAAAGGACUGGCCUCAGACUUAUGAAAAAUUCCAUCUCCAAAAGGAAAUGUACGGUUCCACUCUCUACGAUUCCCGCUUGUUUGUCUUCGGGCUUCAAGGAGAGAUUGCGGAACAGCCCCGCACGGAUGUGGCCUUUUACCCCAGUUAUGAUGAAUGUGACACCGUGGAGAAGAGGAUAGAAGAUUUUAUUGAAUCCCUCUUUAUAGUGUUGGAGUCGAAGCGGCUUGACAGAGCCACUGAUAAGUCUGGAGACAAGAUCCCACUCCUCUGUGUUCCGUUUGAGAAGAAGGAUUUUGUAGGUCUGGACACUGACAGUAGGCACUAUAAGAAGCGAUGUCAAGGCCGGAUGAGAAAACACGUUGGUGAUCUGUGCUUACAGGCUGGAAUGUUGCAGGAUUCCCUUGUGCAUUACCACAUGGCAGUGGAACUCCUGCGGUCUGUGAAUGACUUUCUGUGGCUUGGAGCUGCUCUUGAGGGGUUAUGCUCAGCAUCAGUCAUCUAUCAUUAUCCAGGUGGUACUGGAGGUAAAGUUGGAUCUCGCAGGGCACAGGGAGGCUCUCUUUCAGCUGAGGCAGGCAACAGGCACAGACCAGGGGCACAAGAAGUUCUCAUUGAUCCAGGUGCCUUGACUUCCAAUGGUAUAAAUGCAGAUACCAGUGCUGAGAUAGGGCGUGCCAAGAACUGCCUUAGUCCUGAAGACAUCAUAGACAAAUACAAAGAAGCCAUUUCCUACUAUGGCAAGUACAAGAAUGCUGGUGUGAUUGAACUGGAAGCCUGUGUGAAGGCAGUGAGAGUCCUUGCAAUACAGAAAAGGAGCAUGGAAGCCUCUGAGUUUCUUCAGAAUGCAGUUUAUAUCAACCUUCGUCAGCUUUCAGAAGAAGAAAAAAUCCAACGUUACAGCAUCCUUUCUGAGCUCUAUGAACGGAUUGGUUUCCACCGCAAGUCUGCAUUUUUCAAGCGUAUAGCAGCCAUGCAGUGUGCAGCACCCAGCAUCCCAGAGCCUGGCUGGAGAGCCUGCUACAAAUUGCUUUUGGAAACCCUCCCUGGCUAUAGCUUAUCCCUGGACCCCAAAGAUUUCAGCAAAGGAACUCACAGAGGAUGGGCUGCAGUACAGAUGCGUUUGCUUCAUGAACUAGUGUAUGCUUCCAGAAGAAUGGGCAAUCCUGCUUUAUGUGUCAGGCAUCUCUCUUUCCUUCUGCAGACCAUGCUGGAUUUUCUUUCUGAUCAAGAAAAGAAAGAUGUAACACAGAGCUUGGAAAGCUACACAGCAAAAUGCCCUGGUACGAUGGAAUUCAUCACUCUUCCAGAUGGUUUGAAGUUACCUCCUGUUCCAUUCACCAAAUUGCCCAUUGUGAGAUCUGUGAAGCUCUUGAACCUCCCGACGAGUCUCCGACCUCACAAGAUGAAAAGUCUGCUUGGUCAGAACAUGUCAACGAAAAGUCCCUUCAUAUAUUCUCCAAUUAUUGCACACAGUCGUGGGGAAGAACGGAAUAAGAAGAUAGAUUUCCAGUGGGUCCAGGGAGAUGUGUGUGAGGUUCAGUUGAUGGUGUACAACCCUAUGCCUUUUGAACUCCGAGUGGAAAACAUGGGUCUUUUGACAACAGGAGUAGAAUUCGAAUCUCUUCCUGCAGCUCUCUCUCUACCUGCAGAAUCUGGUCUCUACCCAGUAACUCUUGUUGGUGUUCCUCAAACCACUGGGCAGAUCACAGUCAAUGGUUACCAUACAUCAGUUUUUGGAGUCUUCAGUGAUUGCCUUCUGGACAACCUGCCAGGAGUGAAGACCAAUGGCUGUACUGUUGAAGUCAUUCCAGCUUUGCCAAGGGUGCAGAUCAGUACCUCCCUUCCAAGGUCUGCUCAUACACUUCAGCCUUCCUCAGGAGAUGAAAUCUCCACUAGUGUAUCUGUUCAGCUUUAUAAUGGAGAGACCCAACAGCUUAUCAUUAAGUUAGAAAAUAUUGGAACAGAACCAUUGGAGAAACUGGAGGUCACAGCAAAAACAGUCAACACUAAGGAGAAGCUUUAUGGGGACUUCUUGAGUUGGAAUCUAGAAGAUACCCUCUCCCAGUUUCCUCUGAAACCUGGAAAAAUUGCAACGUUUACUGUGAACAUCAAAGUGAAGCUGGACUUUUCAUGUCAGGAAAACCUUCUGCAAGAUCUCAGUGAUGAUGGAAUCAGUGUUAGUGGACUUCCACUCUCCAGCCCUUUCCGACAGGUUGUCAAACCAAGAGUAGAAACUAAACCUACUAAUCCACAAGAAAGCAGCAAAGUUGGUGACUUCAGUCAUGUAAAGACACUGGAAGCCAUCUUGAAUUUUAAGUACUCUGGUGGACCAGGACAUGUUGAAGGAUAUUACAGGAACCUUUCACUAGGUCUUCAUGUAGAAGUUGAGCCAUCUGUUUUCUUUACACGUGUCAGCACCCUUCCAGCAACAAGCACCCGGCAGUGCCACCUACUUCUAGAUGUCUUCAAUUCUACAGAACAUGAGUUGACCAUCAGUGCUAGGAAUAAUGAAGAUUUAAUUCUGCAUGCUGGGGAAUGUCAGCGAAUGGCAAUCCAAGUUGACAAGUUCAGUUUUGAGAGCUUCCCAGAAUCCCCUGUUGAGGGGACACAGUUUGCAAACGCAAAGCAGCUGGAAGAAGAAAGGCAACAAGCAAAAGGUCUGGAGAUUAACAGCAAGCUGGAUAUUUGCUGGAAAAUUCCUUCCUUGAAGCGUGAAGGGGAAGCAAGUGUGGAAGGAGUUCUUAAUCAGCUGGUCCUGGAGCAUCUACAGUUGGCUCCUCUCCAGUGGGAUAUCCUCGUUGAUGGCAAGCUUUGUGACUGUGACAUCGUGGUAGACUGCAAAGUGGGGGACCCCAUCCCUUUGGAGGUGAAGCUGACCAACUGGAGCAAGCACAGCGUGGGGCCCUUUGCUCUCACCGUGACUCCAUACCAGGAUUACCAGAAUGGGGUCCACAACUAUGAGCUGCAGGAUGCUAUCACCUUUGUGGGAUCCAACACCUUCUACAUCGACUCAGUGAAGCCAACCAAAGACUCUGUGUACUUUGGAGCACUCCUCUUUCUCUACACAGGGGAUUUCUACCUGAACAUCAAAUUCCAUGAAGACAAUUGCAGCAAGGAGCUGCCUCUCUCCUGGUUCUGCCUUCCCAGUGUCCACAUCCGUGCUAUGGAGCCUGUGGUCUAAACGAAGCUGUGAACCUCCUGUGUGCUGCUGGAUUAACCACAGUGCACAGAAAUGCUUGGCACAUCCUCUGCUUGACCCCAGCUUGUUUCUGUCCAACCUCAGACCACAAUCCCUACUUUGGAGGAACAGCUGAACACUUUCUGAAUUGGCUGAUACUCAUUUGGGCAGCUGUUUUAGCUAAUUUCAGAGAAAGAGAGAUUAUAACUAUGCUAGAGUUCUCCGUUUCCAAAAAGCCUUUCAAGCUGCUAAUAUAUGCAUUAUACUUUCAUAUACCCUAUUGAUACAGGGUCUGAAAGGGCCUUGAGGGCUGAAUUUAAAGAUGUUUUUGAUUGUCUCAAUUCCAACUUGAAUAAUCACAUUUUAGCAUUCAACAGGAGUUGUGGAUCUGUAUGAAAUUCCUCCUGGCUUAGGCUGGACCUGUGGCAUAUAUCCUUGAGGUAUAAUUCUGUCUUAGGCUUGUUCACAGGCUUGUUCUUGCCCUCUUGUUUGCUGAGUAUUUAGUGGUUUUGAUGAUAAACAGCAGUAGUGUUGCUUUUUCCUUUGUUACUGAAAGUAAGGACAGCAAAUGUGCCUCCAGUUAUUUUCUUCCUCCCCUGAGCCCAGUUCUCUUUGCUCCUGGUAGAAAAGCCUGGAGUCUGAUGGAUCUAGAUUUGUGAGGUUGUUCAAGUAGAUCUUGAACGAGAAGUGGAAGAAGGUAAUGAAGGGCUGAAGAAUUUUGUCCUUGAGAAAGGGAACAAGCCAACUUUUGGGUUGCUUAGGGCUUGCCUCAGAAUUUGGGCUUUCACAGUUUUGUUCUGUAAAAUCACAAUUGCUUGAAAGGUUUGCAGACAGUUAAAGAGCCACCAGAAUGGAUCAGCUGGUCAUUAAUGUUGUAUGAGUUUUUGUAAACUCUCUGGUCAGAUUUUUCAUGCUAAUAUGCUGGGCUUGUGUGGUUGAGUUGUGGUUUGUUAUUUUUUUUCCCUCUUCUUUUUGUUAGAAAGAUUAAGUUUAAUUAUGAGGCAAUUAAAGCCAUGGAAUUCUUGUUCAUAGAAGUAGUUGAUGAAUUUACUGAAAAUUUAGCCUGAUGUGUUUCAGGAUAAUGGUUUUGUAUAAAAAGACCUGAUUUUACCUCAUGUAAAGCAGGGAGAUGCUUGAUCUGUCUGAUUAAUAUAUUAUUUCACAGAUCAUGGGUAACAAACCUGUCUCAGCAUUUUCUUACAUUUCCAGCCUGCAGCUGUCAAAUUUGGUGGAGGUACAGGGAUGGAUGCACCAAGAUGUGUCAGAAGGGCUCCAGUUAGCUCUAUACAUGCUGAAUCUACUUGCACAACCACUUUGCAGAUUUUUGGUUUGUUAGAGCUUCAUUCAAACACCAUCCCAUGCUUGUCCCAGUCCAUCCUGCUCAUGCUGGGGACCACCAGGUAGCUCAUUCCCAGCUGGACUUUUUGAUGGGACUGGUGCGUUCCACAGGAACAAGAGUGCUCAGAACUCAAAUCAUUGCAUGUUUGCCAAUGAUUGUAAGGUACUCAUCCUAAAUAUAUUUUUGUUUUGAGGGAACUGUAGCUAUAGCAUGAUAGGUACAUUUCCAGUGUAUGCAGGGUGUUAUCUCUAAAAAAAACCCAAAACCAUAUUGUGGCAAUGUUAUCAGUGUUUUUGCUCUUGAGCUGUGGCUCUGUAGACAGCUUUGAAUGCCAGAAAUCUUGGCAGAUGGAAAUCUUCAGUCUUGAAAUGAUGAAAUUCUGAGACCAGCUGAAGAUUUACUUGCAGUGAUGGACUGCUCUGUCAGCUGCCAGCAUGAAAUGUCCACUGAGAAAAACGUUCCUUAGAUUUGCAUGGUGGUUCUGGGCCAGGGACACCCAUGGAAGGAGGGUCCAAGCAGCUGACUUGAGUAUGGUUUUUGUGUUGGUUUACCAAUUUGUGGCAUGUGGCUAUAUUCUCUGCCACCAGGUAGGUGUAUAGAGAGAAAAAUAAGAUCCCUGGAGAGCAGGAAUUAAACCAGUUAAUCUUCUCCAUAAAAACUUGCUUUUGAGAUGUGCCUCUGUGCUGUGUUACACAACACUGUUGCAGCAAAGUCCAGAUUGGUUUUUAUUCUGUAUUCCCAGCAGUUAAUCUACAGGUGGUAGGAACACACCUAAAGCUUUGUAAGGACCACAUUGCAUUUGAAACAGCAAUAUUGUGGAGCAGAAGCUGUGGAAGUCAGGAUGCUUUAGCUUGCCCAGCUAAGGGAUAAUUUCCUAAUUUAUUUUUGAGGGUUCUUUGAGAUCAGAGGAUGUUUUUUGGUGAAGCCUGUAUUGGGACACAACACUACUGUGUCAUUUACUUACAGAGGAUCCUGAUCCACAGCCCACUGGAGCUGUUGGAAUGGAAACAGCAAAAAAGCAAGCUGCAGAUUUCCUGGGUUUCCAAUAUGCUAUUAUAAAUCUUCCAUAUGUGAUCAUAAAUAUAAAUUCUUUUGUGUGGCCUGACCCUUAAUGCUCUGUCUGUUCAUUAUACAGUAGACUACUCUGUCUCUUGACAACUAUGAUGCUUACUUGCUUUUGGCAUUUAUGAUGUCUUGACCCAUUUUCUUACACUUCUGCUUGUCUUUGUGAGAGAGAUGAAGCACAAGAAAUUCUUCCUUCUAGGGAUUGUUUGUGACUUGUCCAGGGGGGAAAAUAUUUGUCAGUGUAAUUUAGAGAAAGGUGAGGGGCAGGUAUUUGAAAUAAGAAUACUGCAUCACUUCUGUUUAUUUUAGCUUUGCUUUUUUUUUUUUUUUUAAUGGAAGUUUUCACUGGGAUUGGUGUCAGGAUUGGUCCUUGCAGUGUUUAAAGAAAAAAAUUUUAAAAAUAUACUUUUCUGAUCUGAUCUUCUUUUCUGGAACAGAAAACUUGUUUAUAUUUUCUCCAAAUCACCCAGCUAUUAUUUUGAACAUGAUGACCCAAGCUGCACAUUGUUACACAAAUGUAAAUCUUGUAUGAUUCCACCCGAUGAACUAAAUAAUUCCUAAUUUAAAUCACCAUUGCUGAGAGCAGAUGUUGGUCCAAUAUGUGUAUUCAUUGGAGAAGCAUAAGUUGUGCAAAUUUAACUGUCUGAAUAAAUACUUAUCUUGUGCUAUUUACACCUCU